AUCACUUCCGUUGAUUUUCCCUAGUAACCCACAUGGAAACCGAUUUCACUGUGUUUUGAGUUUCGGCGCCUGAUGUGGCGGUGAAAGGGAAUCCGAGACGCAGAAAGCAUUUUGUGAACUGUACGCCGGUUUUACUGUCUUUAGGUAACAUAGCUGUAGAGAAGAAAAAAGCAUGAAGAUCGAGGAGGUAAAAAGCACCACAAAAACUCAGAGAAUCGCCCCCCACAGCCAUGUUAAAGGACUCGGGCUAGACGAGGCCGGGAAUGCUAAACAGUCAGCAUGCGGGCUAGUCGGCCAGGAGGCUGCAAGAGAGGUACUGGUCAUGUUUCACGACAUCUAAGAUAAUCAAAUAUUGUUUAGAUGAACGGAUUUGGUAUGUGAGGAAUUUUUGGCGAGCAGAUUUGUUCUUAAAUGGUCUUAAAGCUGCAUCUAUGAGCUUAACGGAGCUCCGUUAGCAUCAUGGUGGUGUCGCUGUUUCACUCCUAAUUCAGAAAUAAAGGCAUGAACUAGUAUUCAUUCAUACUUUCUUCAACGUGCAUAGUCAUAUAAGUUUUGAAAGAGCACCCUUGAACUUAAAACAUGGCGAUCUAUAAAUCGGACGUAUGCAGUGACUGUAACAUUGAAGAGAUCAGUGGUACCCAUGGUGGUUUUAUUGUAGGGCUGGGUGAUAUGGGAAAAAGUUUAUCAUGAUAUGUCUUUUUUAAACAGUCGAUAUUGAUAUAUAUCACGAUAUUAAAAAAAAUCACUUGUCAAUCUUGAAUGUUCCCUGUUACACUUAAAUGAGAUUAAGUAGUGCUUAUUGGUAGCAUGUCUUUUGCAAUGCAUUAAGCCACUGCAUCUGUCUUUGUGUCUCUUUGACGUUUUGUCGUAAGGCGUUGCUCUAGAGAAAGUGGACUGAAUGGUCAGCUGUUUCAGCUGCACAGGCGCCAUGGGCUCCUUGCUCUUCUCGGGGUUUGUAACCUUUUGCAUUGCGCAUGCUCUGCAUUGUGGCGCUGCUUCAGGUGGUGAAAAAGAUUUAAGGUUUUCCCGACUUUGUGAGAACAUGUACUCGACAUAAUUUGCAGUACACAUUACUCUGCUUCAUGUCCAACUUCAAAAAACCAAAAUACCUCCACACCACCAACGUUUUCGUGCAAGUGUUGUUGACAAUGUCGUCAUUUAUUCAGCCUUUACCUACAUUUCUUCCGGGAGUAGCACUCAUUUUCUUUUUUUCUCACCGACCGUGCUGUCGGCUACUACGCAGUUGUUUGAUACUUGGUUCUAAUUCAGCACAUGGUUGGUUCAGCAUGAAGUGGACCCGGAGCAACUCCCCUUUUCAUUGGCUAUUCGUAUAGUCUACCAAAACAUGGCAGAAUGCUGACUAUCAAAAAGCAUAUUGACCAUGUUUUAUAUUGAUAUUGAGGGAAAUUAAUUUUUGAUAUAUACUGUUAUAGUUUUAUCACCCAGCCGUAUUUUAUUGUAAAUAAUUUUCUAAUUUAGAUGGCGUAUUAUUAUCUAGAAGCUUCUCAAUUUAUAGUUUUUGUUCACAUGGUCAGUUGGGAGAUUGACAUUUAUGUUUGAAAGUGUAGUGAGUGAUGGUGCUCUGAGAUGUGUAAUAUUAAAAAGUGCUCUCAAUAUUUUGUCUACCUCAUUAACAAAAACGGGGGAAGCAAAACUUUAGGAACUCCCUUCAAAACAGUCCACCACAACUUUGACAAUCAAUUCAGUGAACAGUUAUCACUUCUCUGUCCAUAUCAACAAAAUUUUUAAUGGUGAGGCUUCCUUACAAGGAUAUUCCAGCAUACAAUUAAUUUAGGGUCCCCCCCGAGAGAUGAAUGUUGCAGACCACUUGUUUCUCUAGUUAUUACUCAGUGUUACAGUGUGUUUGACCCUAAAUUAAUUUUACGCCGGCAUAUCCCUUUGAAGAUGAAUUUAUGUUGGAGUUCUUACAUUAGAUUGCCCUGGUGUUCAUAAUCCUAUGGUUGGUUAGUGAAGGUUAUCCAUGCAUAUGCUUUUUUUCUGAUUAUCAUCUGAAAUUAUCACAAACUGGAACGUCAUCGCAAAAAUUGGAAAGAUUUUGAGUUAAAUAUAAAAGAUUUGUCACAUUUGUAUAUCCAUGUCAUUUAUUCACACUGCAGGCUUGUGGGAUCAUUGUUGAGCUGAUCCGUUCAAAGAAGAUGGCAGGGAGGGCAGUGUUACUGGCAGGGCCGCCUGGUACAGGAAAGGUAAGUACAGGGUUCUCAUUUACUAGAAAAACUACUUGGCAUAAUAAGGCUUAAAAUGCUGUUGCUAAAACAUGAGUGAAAAAUCUCUUAUCUGUGUGGCUUCUGCAGACUGCCCUUGCCCUGGCUGUAUCUCAUGAGUUGGGAAAUAAGGUGCCUUUCUGCCCCAUGGUGGGCAGUGAAGUCUACUCAUCUGAGAUUAAGAAAACAGAAGUACUCAUGGAGAAUUUCAGGAGGGCCAUAGGUAAGUAACUGCUAAACAUUGUUUAGUUUUAUUCAUCUGAAUAAGUCACUGUCAUAAAGGUUGGUUUUUGCUCAUGAUCUGCUUGGAAAUGACCUUGCAGAUAUUUCAAAAAGAGCUAAAUUGAUUUAACAGAAGUCAAUAAAGGGGGCACAGAAUGUCUGUCCUUUUAAAACAAGUUUUAAAUUUUUAACUGAGUUUUUCAAUCAAAAUACUGUAUUAUUAAUGAAAUUAUUUUAUUUUAUAUUGUUAUUUACCCCUCAUUGUAGUCUUCUUUAUUCAGCCAUAUGUUAUAAAUUUGUUAUUUCAAUUAUCUUUCUGUCUCAUUUUAAUUCAUUUCUGUCUUAGUUGAUUUAUAAGUGUAAUAUAGUAGUAUUUUUAUUUUCAUUAUCCUUCUCAGGUUUGAUCAAGUUUACCUCAAGUGUUUCCACAUGAACUCAUGAUUGUGUUUCCUCAGUUUUUAGUUCCUGUUUUAUUUUAAUUUACUUAUUUUGUUUUAUUUGUCAUGUUUGUUUUUGUUUGUGUAAAUUUGGAUCAUGAAUAAAGGUUUUUGAUUUUCUUUUUAUUUUAUUUGUUUAUGUAAAGCGCUCUGUGCUGCAUUUUGGUUGACUCCAGUAUAUGAUAUAAAAAGGGGCAGUUUUGAUCAAACAUUUUAUGAAGGCAUUUGAGUUUUAUGUUGGAGUCAGUUAUAUUCUAAAUUCUACAUUUUUUUGCAGAAAACAUGUCAUUGUUACUGUGGGAGCAUCUUGGCUCCACAUGUCUGUUAUAGGGCUCAUGAACUACAAAUAAUCAGUAUUGAUCAUCGCUUAGACUGCUAGUGAGAGAACACCUUUUGGGCUGGAAGAGCAAGGUGUCCUGCAAGCUUGGUCGUUAUGACCUCAACAGCCACACUCACUACGAAUUCAGCAAAAUGGUGUUGAGCAGGAAGGAAGGAAGGAAGGAGGGCUAGAGAGUGUGUGUGUGUGUGUGUGUGUGUGUGUGUGUGUGUGUGUGUGUGUGUGUGUGUGUGUGUGUGGGGGGGGGGGGGGGGCUGUUGCCUGACUGCUGAUGGUACCUGUCACAGUGACAGAAAUUAAGAAGCUCAGACAGAGGAGGGGUGGCCAUCAGCACCUUUCCUCCUCCCUCAGAACAAAAUCCACAGAGUGAAGGGGCUGUUAUUUUCCGUUUGUCAACACUGUGGUUGAUAAGAGUGCUGUGACUGGGAGCUCUGCAUUCGCCUCACAGUCACCCAUGUGUUGCUCAUACUCCCUACAGCAGGCUGCACAAAAAGGAACAGAAGUAUUAUAGUUACACAAAAUUAUAUUCAGUAGGGCCCGACUGAUAUGGAUUUUUUGGGGCCUGAUACCGAUUAUUAGGGGGGAAAUAUCCGAUCACCAAUUAAUCGGCCAAUUUUUAAAAUUUUUUAUGAAGCCUCUGCGUCUUAACUCAUGUUACACAUUUCCGGUCUGGUCAUCUGGAGACAUGCAGCUGCCUCAGUAAGAGAAGUAGCUCGAUCACGUAAUGUGUACUGUUGUUUAUUCUACUGUUACUGGCACAGCUAACAGUGUAGCAAGGCUAAUAGCCGGUGGCUAACUCCAACUUUAGCUUACAUAUUACAUGGUGCUUCACCGUUAACUCGGCGUGACCGAGACCAGCACAGCGGGGAACAUGGUGAAGUGGGUUGAACUGAAACUUGUUGGCUUGUUGUGUAUUUCACAAACUGGUUUAUUUAUCGCUGAGGCGGACCACUCUCCUCCGUGCGUCCCUGAGCUGUCUGCUUCAGAUCCGUCACUCUGCUGUGCUCUGAGGUAGUUAGUGGGUGAAGAUUCGCAUGAGGUCGCUUCGCCAUCUACAGGAUAGGUUGGGGAACUUUUCAAAUGGCGGAACAUUUUCAAAGUGAAACCGAAUCUUAUUCUCAGCAUUUUUUCUGAAAAUAUAGGCGAGUUUUGGCCGAUUGGUCUCAAACGGGCUAAAAUUGACCGACUUAAUUGGCUCGCCGAUAAAUCGGUCGGGCCCUAAUAUUCAGACAUUUUAUAGGCACAGGUGAACAUGUUCUCUCUGAGUAAUAAAACAUUGUUCAUUGGACUGAAGGAGGUAACAGGUUAGUCUACAGAUGAAUACAACUCUCUGGCUGAUCUCUCACCUUUGAAUGUUCUCACUCUGUAUUCAGGACUGCGUAUCAAAGAAUCAAAAGAGGUGUAUGAAGGGGAGGUGACAGAGCUGACCCCCUGUGAGACUGAAAAUCCCAUGGGUGGCUACGGGAAAACCAUCAGCCACGUCAUCAUCGGUUUGAAGACGGGCAAAGGCACGAAGCAGCUCAAGGUCGGGCAGCCUUUUUUUCUUGUUCUCUUUUGUUAUUCUACUGCACAGUGUACAUUUUGAGGUAUGGAGCAGAAAGGAAACUGGUGUGAAUUGAUCUACAAGGGUCAACUAAUCAUUUUCCUGCAAGUUUGUCAGAAAUAUUCAUGUCAUGGUAAUUUUUAGGUAAAACUUGCUAUGAUUACACUCAUGACAAACAUCAACGUCAUACUCAUUAUCCUCUUUUCUUCUGUAAAUAGCUGGACCCCAGUAUCUAUGAGAGCCUUCAGAAAGAGCGUGUGGAAGUGGGAGAUGUCAUCUACAUUGAGGCCAACAGUGGAGCCGUCAAGGUAAAACAAAGUUAUGAUCAUCUACUUCAAAAAAAUAUCUUGAAUUUUUACCUCCUAAACAUCCUCCCUCUGGACUGAACUGUUGUGUUUAGAAGCUGAAAACAAAUAUUCCCCAUGCAUCUCUUUAUGUUCCCUCUAUCUAUAUGAAAAGACUACAAACUAUUAGGUCACACUGAAGCUCAGAGCUGUUUUUGUGCCUUGAAUGACCUCUUCCGUCCUUCAUGGUGUGGUUCUGUCAUCUCCUUCAGCUCUGCAUGAAAGCUCUGCUGCAUUUCUACUGUACUCUGGAAUGAGCCUCUCUCAUUUCUGCUGCUCUCUAUGCUCCCUCUAUCUCUUCAUCUUCAACAAUACCUCUUUUCAAGCGGCAGGCUUGCGGCCUGUGUUGAUAGGCUAAGAUGGCGGUUCCUUUAAUCAUCGCAGGUGGGCUCGGGCCUGUUGGUCGGCUCUGGUCAGAGGGCUGGGUAACACAUUUGUUACUGUUGACAGCUGUAUCAUGACCUACCCUCUCAAAGUCUUUCAUCUCUUAGCCACAUGCCUUCCUCCUUGUGAUGGGCCGGCUCCGGGUCCAGUUAUACACCUGCUCACCUCUCCUCCCCUGUGCUGUCUUUUGUUUCACUCUUGUUGAGAGCAAUUUGAGGCUUUUGAACCGAAGAGACAUUCUUGGUGUUCGCUGUCUUUGCAGAGACAAGGCCGUUGUGACACAUUUGCUACAGAGUUUGACCUGGAGGCAGAGGAGUAUGUGCCGCUGCCCAAAGGUGAUGUCCACAAAAAGAAGGAGAUAGUCCAAGAUGUCACGCUGCAUGACCUGGAUGUUGCAAAUGCAAGACCACAGGUGUGUAAAAACAAACAUCCUUUAACUUUACAUCAGUGAAGCUGUCUAUACUCAACAAAAAACAGACUUUUGAGCAUAACACAAUAUUUAAAUAGUUCAUUUUUUUACACACGUGUCAUUUUUCUCUUAGGGAGGCCAGGAUAUUCUCUCCAUGAUGGGACAGCUAAUGAAGCCCAAGAAGACAGAAAUCACAGGUAGAGGAACCAAAACACUCUGCAGCUCACAUCCCUAACAGGCAGCAUCUUCAGUUAAACUUUUUUUCUUUGAACAUGUCCAUGUGGCAGCCAUCUUCAUCCAUUUCCAUGUAUGCAAAUUCUCAAUUAAAAGGGUAAUGUAAUGUUGCCGUGUUCCAGGCUGUAAAUCCUUUACACUUUGGUUUUCUGAAAACUGUUGCUGUAGCUUACUAUUCAAAUAGAAAUGUGGAUGGACAUGGGUUGAUAUUUCAAAGUAUGUUGACAUAUUUGAUCACUCAUUGGCUGCCACUAGACAAGAGCUACAGUUAGCAUUUAGCCGCUUCUUACCUUGUAUUGCUGUUGGUUAGGAAUCUACACUGUCUCUAUUGUUAUUGUUUUUUACUGAUCAUUGAAUGUCCGUAUACAGUCACUUCUUGUCUAGUGUUAUUGUUUGAAUGUGUUUGUAAAAUAAGAAAGUCUUCAGUUGGCUCUUCAGUAGCAGAAUGGUCAUAUUAGCCUCAUGAACCAAACCUUAAAAGUUUAAUAGAUUAUUUUUUAACCUUCAAAUAUGGCUCCAUGUACGUCCAUGAAUGUUCCAGUCUGAGGAACUCUAAAAUAACAUCUAUGAAUUGGAUCCUCUGUGUUUACAUUACCUCUAACCUGGAACACAGCCUCAGGAAAAAAAAUCAUAAUUUAUGCUCCAUCUUUUGGCUUGAAGUGAAGGAAAACAGCCGCAGUGUGAACACGAUGAAUUGUUUGCUCACGAUUAUUUGCUCUUGUUUCAGACAAACUUCGCGCCGAAAUCAACAAAGUGGUGAACCGUUAUAUUGACCAAGGUGUAGCUGAGCUUGUACCUGGGGUGUUGUUUGUGGAUGAGGUGCACAUGCUGGACAUCGAAUGCUUCACUUACCUUCAUCGGGCACUUGAGAGCACAAUCGCCCCCAUCGUUGUGUUUGCCUCCAACAGAGGAAACUGUUUGAUCAGGUUAGAGGACUAAUACUAAUUACUAAUUGAUACUAAUACUAAUAAAAAUUUGAGAUAUUAUCUUGUCAAUUUUUACUUGUGGAAGUAAAACGAUAAGGAUUGAUGAGGACAGUUAAUGAUUUGCUGUUUCUGCUGGAGUAAUAAAUAGUUUGAAGCAAAAACAUAAUUCAACUGAAUCCUUUCCUUUGUUGAAAUGUAAGAUUUGUGAAAUCAACAAAGAAUUUUUUUUUCACACCAGGGGGACAGAGGACAUCAGCUCUCCACAUGGGAUUCCUCUAGACUUGCUGGAUCGCGUCAUGAUCAUCCGCACCAUGUUGUACACGCCACAGGAGAUGAAACAGGUGAGGAUGAGUAUUGGAGUGUCUUUAUGAGGGAUGUAUGGAUCUGGACUUGUUUCACUCAUGUUCAUAUGUUGUAGAUCAUCAAGAUCCGAGCUCAGACUGAGGGGAUCAAUAUCAGCGAGGAGGCUCUAACACAUCUGGCAGAGAUCGGCACCAAGACAACCCUCAGGUGUGAAUGUCUGCUUUGUAUUAGUGGAGAACCAGAGUGAGAAAUGAGCCUCAUGUCGAGUGGCCAAAGUGGUUUAUUAGCAACAACUUAUGAGGCUCACUAUAUAUCAAGCAGUCUGGUGUGAAAUUCAAAAACAUAACACGUUGGUUAACCUCUGAUUUCCUGUUUCCUCUCAGGUACGCUGUGCAGCUGCUCACACCAGCCAAUCUACUGGGCCGCGUUCAAGGCAAAGAGUCGGUGGAGAGGGAGCAGGUAGAAGAAAUAAACGAGCUGUUCUAUGACGCCAAGUCCUCCGCCAAGAUCCUGCAAGACCAGCAUCACAAAUUUAUGAAGUAAAACUGGAUUUGUCUGUUGUUUCUCAGCCAGUUGUUACAUAGUUCACAUUGAUGGUCUGAACUAACAUCAAUUUUAUCCUACAGACUUUCCCAUCUCUACUAUCUCUACCACAGUUCAUUCUAGUUUCUCUGCAUUAUUUACUGUGAUCGUUUUGUUCUAACUAUUUUUAUUUGUUUGGUUUAUGAGGAUAAUUUUUGAAUAAAAAGAAAAAUACAAAUCCUCUC
Molecule: messenger RNA, 8128 nt
Organism: Xyrichtys novacula (pearly razorfish)
Lineage: Eukaryota; Metazoa; Chordata; Actinopteri; Labriformes; Labridae
Source: the annotation of a GenBank genome assembly